Molecule: messenger RNA, 3656 nt
Organism: Mirounga angustirostris (Northern elephant seal)
Lineage: Eukaryota; Metazoa; Chordata; Mammalia; Carnivora; Phocidae
Gene: ZNF326
Product: zinc finger protein 326
Exons: 13
Coding region: 145-2049 (634 amino acids)
Biological process (GO): regulation of DNA-templated transcription elongation
Cellular component (GO): DBIRD complex; nucleus
Molecular function (GO): DNA binding
Source: RefSeq, a predicted model, not a curated record
CCUCACUGUGGCCUGCGGCUGCCGGGCCGGUAGCGCCGCUUUCGGUCGCGCGGACUGGUGGUGUGGAACCGCGGGUCCCGGGUGUUCGCCGCCGGCCACAGCUCAGCCCAGCGCCGCCGAGCCCGUGAGCCCCGAACCUCCGCCAUGGACUUCGAGGACGAUUACACACACUCUGCUUGCAGAAAUACUUAUCAGGGCUUUAAUGGAAUGGAUCGUGAUUAUGGCCCCGGAUCUUAUGGAGGGAUGGACCGUGACUAUGGCCAUGGAUCCUAUGGGGGUCAAAGAUCCAUGGACUCCUACCUAAACCAGUCAUAUGGCAUGGACAAUCACAGUGGUGGUGGUGGGGGUAGCAGGUUUGGACCUUAUGAGUCUUACGACUCCAGGUCUUCUCUGGGUGGGCGAGAUCUGUACAGAUCUGGCUAUGGUUUUAAUGAACCCGAACAAAGCCGCUUCGGAGGUAGUUAUGGUGGUCGAUUUGAGAGCUCCUACCGGAAUAGCCUUGACUCUUUCGGAGGUAGAAACCAGGGCGGGUCUAGCUGGGAAGCACCUUACUCCCGUUCAAAAUUGAGGCCUGGGUUUAUGGAGGACAGAGGAAGAGAGAAUUACUCUUCCUACAGCAGUUUUUCUUCACCCCAUAUGAAGCCUGCACCUGUAGGCUCUCGGGGGAGAGGAACGCCUGCUUAUCCUGAAAGUACGUUUGGAAGCAGAAACUAUGAUGCUUUUGGAGGACCAUCAACAGGCAGAGGCCGAGGCCGAGGACAUAUGAGUGAUUUUGGAAGCAUUCAUAGACCUGGAAUUGUUGUUGACUAUCAAAACAAACCCACCAAUGUGACAGUUGCUGCUGCAAGAGGAAUAAAGAGAAAAAUGAUGCAACCAUUUAAUAAGCCUGGUGGAACCUUUAUCAAGAAACCCAAGCUAGCAAAACCUGUGGAGAAGAUGAGCCUCAGCAAAUCACCUAUUUUGACUUUUGCUGCUAUCCUAGCAAAAACUGACCCUAAAAAUGAGGAAGAAGAAAAGCGACGAAUUGAGGCUCGGCGAGAGAAACAAAGGCGCAGAAGAGAAAAAAACAGUGAGAAAUACGGAGAUGGAUACAGAAUGGCAUUCACAUGUUCAUUUUGUAAAUUCCGAACAUUUGAAGAAAAAGAUAUUGAACUACAUCUGGAAAGUUCUUCACACCAGGAAACACUAGAUCAUAUUCAGAAACAAACCAAAUUUGAUAAAGUAGUUAUGGAGUUUUUGCAUGAAUGUAUGGUGAAUAAAUUCAAGAAAACAUCUAUUCGUAAGCAACAGACAAAUAAUCAAACAGAAGUAGUUAAAAUAAUUGAAAAAGAUGUUAUGGAAGGUGUUACUGCAGAUGAUCACAUGAUGAAAGUAGAGACUGUUCACUGCAGUGCGUGCAGUGUGUAUAUCCCUGCUUUACAUAGCUCUGUGCAGCAGCACCUAAAAUCUCCUGAUCAUAUCAAAGGGAAGCAGGCUUAUAAGGAGCAAAUAAAAAGAGAAAGUGUCUUGACUGCAACAAGCAUUUUAAAUAAUCCAAUAGUGAAGGCACGAUAUGAACGUUUUGUUAAGGUGAAUGCAGAAAUUGUAACAGUAAUGCAGUCCAACAACAACAACAAAAAAAUAGUGACUGCAGCCCUAAUUGAAAUUCAAUUUUUGGGGAGAUAUGGCAUCAAAAAGGGUGAGAAUCCUUUUGAAAUUCAAGAUCAUUCUCAAGAUCAACAAAUAGAAGGAGAUGAGGAAGAGGAAGAAAAGAUUGAUGAACCUAUUGAAGAAGAGGAGGAGGAGGAAGAGGAAGAAGAGGAGGAAGUGGGGGAAGUAGAGGAAGUAGAAGAAGUGGAGGAAGCAGAGGAAGUGGGAGAAGGAGGAGGAGUAGAGGGAGUAGGAGACACAGAGGAAGCAGGGGACAUAGAGGCAGUGGGGGAAGGAGAGGCAGCGGGGGAAGGAGAGGCAGCGGGGGAAGGAGAGGCAGUGGGAGAAGGAGAGGCAGUAGAGGAAGAAGCAAAGGAAGAGCCUGUUGACUUCCCUGUUGACCAACCUGAAGAAAAUUAAAUAUAAGGUAUUAGUCAGAUUUAAAAGAAGCUUUAAAUUUCUCUCCUAAUAUGGAAAAGGGUAAGAAUUUUAAUAGUUUAAAAUAUGAGAAUUAACACCCAUGUUGCAUGCAUUCCACACAUUCAGAUUUGUUUUAUAUAAUUUCUAAAUGUUUGGCAUUUGUUUAAUAAAAUAAAGGUAAGACUAUUUUAGUUUAGUUUUUAUAGCUACCAAACUUAGAUUAGAUAAAUUGUUUGUAUAAUUUUUAAGCUUAAUUUUUAUUACUUUAUUGGUGUUAAGGAUAACAGAUGUGUAUUGUUAGUAUAUUUACUCUAAUCAUUUGAACUUAAAUGCUGCUGUUGGGAGUAUAUAUUCAAGUGUGCGUUAAUGUUUUGAAUACUUACCCUGGAAGAGAUAAAUUGGGCAAGUAUUUUGUGCUCUGACUGUGUAUUUUUUUACGGCAUUGGACAUUGAAUAGUAAUUUGCGUUAAGAUACGCUUAAAGGCUUUUUGUGACCAUGUUUCCCUUUGUAGCAAUAAAAUGAUUUUUACAAAAACUCUUUCCCUGGAUUAGCAAUUUUAAAUGAAACAGAAUUCAUUAAUUAAAUGAGUAUUUAAAAUGAGAUUUUUGCCUUAAUGUAGGAAUUUAGCUCACAGAUAUAUCAAGAUGAUUGAGAAGAGUUGAAUUAAAGAAAAAAUUUACUUCAAACAUUUUUUAAAAGUACUACUAAAAUAUUUUUUAACAUAUUUCAAGUUGAGGUCAGUCUAUAACUGACUUGUUUAUACUUGUUUCAGUUCCUUCCUUUUCUUUAUGCCUAUGUCAGUUCUUGAAAUCUUCUUGAAAAUACAUUUGGAUACAAAUAAUUUUUUAUAGUUGUGUUUGUUCUUUUGUCAUCUCUGUUUUUAGCUGAAGAACCAAGAAACAAUCACUUUUCUAAAAAAGUAUUUCUCUCUUGAAUUUUUUUUUUUUUAACUUCUGUAGUUUAUAGGCUUACAUACUGAAAAAGAGAAGAUGAGAUUGACAGUCUAUUUUCAAAUGACCGUCUGUGUCACUGAAAAGUAGUGCUCUUAUUUCUUUGAAUCUUCACUCUGGCCUCUUUUGAGAGAGGGACUCUCAGUGAAAUAAACUAGCUUCCCAAAAUUUUGAGGCAUUGAAUGGAUGAGUAUACGUACGGGAAUAUUAAGUAAUUUUAAAGCAUUAAGUACAUGAAUGUAUAGGCAUUUGUAGCAUUUCACGGGUAAUUUCUCUUUUUGCAUACAACAGAGCUUUUAAAAAUACAUUUUUGGGGGCCAAUAUGGGUUCAUUGUUUUGGGCUAAUUUGCUUAUCUUUAAGCUUUAAGUCCUUUGUAUCCACUUAUAGGAAUUUAGAGCCAAAUAAGAGGUUAGUUGAAGACUGGAGAAAUUUGGAUCCUAGAUAAGAGUCUGUAUUUACUUAAAUAGGCUUCAGAAAGCCUUUGUGCUCAGGAGUUAAAAUUUUAAGGAUAAUAGGACUUGAUCAGCGGUCUUGAUUCUCACUUACUUAUUUAGUUUCUCCUUUAUUUGAAAACAUUUAUGUAGGGGUAAGGUAAAAGGAGAACAGAUCCCUUUGGAUUAUAAUUAGUGGGUUCUUUUGGUACUAAGUAGGGUGU